Molecule: messenger RNA, 1377 nt
Organism: Giardia duodenalis
Lineage: Eukaryota; Fornicata; Diplomonadida; Hexamitidae
Exons: 1
Coding region: 1-1377 (458 amino acids)
Source: RefSeq, a predicted model, not a curated record
AUGGCGCAAUCUGGCCCACUCAGUCACCCAUCCUUUCCAUACUCCGGGAUUUCUAUCCUUUCCCCCUCACUGAACGGUGAAGCAGAGAUCUUGAACGGUGUUUCAAGCGUCUCCGAAGAAGAUUUUCAGCGGUUCACACAGGAGCAUGUGCAUCCACAAAAAGUCCUGCAAUCUGAUUAUUUCACGUCUAAAUUAAACAGCCCCCAUCUCUGUGUGGCAGAAAAGAGAGAAUUGUAUGUAAAUAACACAGCAGUUCCAGAUACAUCAUUGGCUUUGUUCGAUCGCAGAACCCCACCCGUGGAGGACAAAUACAAUAAAACGAAUCCAUUCAUUAACAAGCUCAGCGCCAGGAAACACACUUCUACGGAGGAAAACCCGCGUGGCGGAGAUGUAGCCUUGGAAAAGCUGUGGACUGAAUUAGGCAUUACCACAGAUGAGCAGGACGCUGUUCGUGCUCACUUUGGUGCAACAAGACAGAACACUGGAGCGUAUAGCCAGUACAUUGAUACGGUGAGAGAGCUCAUUAACUAUAGACGCCUCUACAUCUCAAUUGCGCUUCUACAUGAGCGUCUCACUGCCGAGGUGGUUUCAACAUUGUGUAACAUGGUUGAUAGUGGCCCCUCCUCCAUGGGGACAAGUCACUUAGAGAGCGCGUUAGCUUUGUUAGGUCUCUACAGAUUGUUGGUGAUGGCACUAAUGGCCUUGACCGAAAUAGUCAGAGACAUCUGCACUGUCCCCGUUUGUCUUCCUUACCUAAACAUUAGAGAUACCAGAAGCAUAAACUUAGUCAAGCAGCUUCUCAAGUUGCGUUUGUUAUCUCCAGAAAGAAUUAAUGUUAUAUUAUCUACAAUUGGUCAAUCUGUUGAACUAGCUUCUGUAGAGGAGUUCUUCCUGAGAUGCGAGGCCAGGCAUGGUACGGGUAUUGCAGAGCAUCUUCUUCUUAUUGCGUGCAUCCCUGACUCUCUGAUAGAUGUUGCGGAUGCCUCUCUGGUCGGAGCACUUUCCUGCUACUUCCACCUGGUUAACAACCCACCUCAAACCAUGGCUGAUAAACUGGAAGAUUUCUUCAGUUCUUGGAUGAAGCGACUCAAUCUCAAUAUAUCAGAGAUAAACAUUAGCGUAUUGAAGUCUCUCUCAGGGAAGUUUCAUCCUAAGCAUUAUGUUCUCAUGGCACUUGAAGAGGAGAAGCUGGUCACUAACUUCGAGAUGCAACUGGGAGAGAUGCAGCUCAGGAAACCAAAUACGAUCUUUUUAACGAUACCGGUAUGUGAAGACACCAGCUGUUCCAUCGUGACUCUCCAGCGCUCGUCACCAGAGCCAGACGCCCCGAAUGCUCCUCUGUUAAGGCACUCAUCUGCCUUGCGAGAUAACCUGUGA